AUGACAGACGACAAUAAAUUGGUAGGCCCAGCAAAUCAUCAAGAAGACCCAUCAAACUCACAAAGGCACUUACCACAAAACUCUCAAGGGCACCAACAAAAUUCUCAGGAAGAGCCAUCCAACUUUCAAGAGCAACCACAAAAUACUGUUGAUCACCUCCAAAAUCUCCAAGAAAAACCCCAAAAUCUCCAAGAACUACCCUCAAAUUUCCAAGCGCAGGUCCUAAACCUUCAAGAUCAAACCCAAAACUCUCAAGAACCGCCUAAAAACCCGCAAGAAUCCGGUCGACAUUCACCGACAUUUACGGAAAUCACAAAUCAAUUUUAUAAAGAACGAUAUGAGGGCAUGAUCACGAGAAUUCGUCUGGAGCGCUCCCACUACACCGCCUGUCCAAACUGCAAUGAGAGUAUUUUCACAGUCCCAGAGUAUCACGUUGGAGUUCUUUGCUGGGUCCUUUGUUUUGUUAUAGCCGCUGUAGGCACGUCAAAUAAUUCCAAAUUGGACCGUUGA
Messenger RNA from Helobdella robusta, 510 nucleotides. RefSeq lists its product as hypothetical. The transcript is spliced from 2 exons. The record is from RefSeq and is a predicted model, not a curated record. Lineage: Eukaryota; Metazoa; Annelida; Clitellata; Rhynchobdellida; Glossiphoniidae. The coding region runs from base 1 to 510 and encodes 169 amino acids.